Cylindrotheca closterium is the source of this 1143-nucleotide messenger RNA. Lineage: Eukaryota; Bacillariophyta; Bacillariophyceae; Bacillariales; Bacillariaceae. The record is from the annotation of a GenBank genome assembly.
AUGCAUCUUGCUCUUUCCUCGUUCCUGAAUCGUCUUGUGUCAAACUCGGGUCGACAAAUCGCACGCCGCAGCCUAAAUGUUGCCGCAAGGCCCAGCGAUCUGGUUGGAAAGACACCGCUUCUCGAUUUAACUCCAUAUAUGAAGAAGAAGGGUGUUACCAACAAUUCGAAAUUGUACGGCAAGAUGGAAAGUCUCGGUCCUUGUUCUUCUGUGAAAGAUCGUCUUGGUCGCUCCAUGAUUGACGAUGCAGAGGAAAAAGGAUUGAUAACCCCAGGAAAGACGACCCUUGUAGAACCAACAUCCGGCAAUACUGGUAUUGCACUUGCGUUUAUUGCGCGUGAGAGAGGGUAUGGAUGCAUCUUGACCAUGCCUGAAACGAUGAGUAUCGAAAGACGAAUGAUGUUGCUGUCCCUCGGUUGCGAGGUCGUUCUUACACCAAAAGAAAAGGCUGUGAGUGGAGCGAUUGCAAAGGCGCAAGAAAUCAAGGAUCAAAUGGGAGACGAUGCGAUCAUUCUUCAACAAUUUCAAAAUCCGGCAAACCCAAAGGUGCAUCGCGAGACCACUGGACCAGAGAUUUGGAAUGAUACCGAUGGUGAACUCGAUCUUUUUUUUAGUGGCGUUGGAACCGGAGGCACAGUGACUGGAGUCUCACAGUAUAUCAAGGGGUGCCCUGAAUUCGAUCUACCUGCACUAAAGCCAGGUUUGCAAACUAUUGCAGUGGAACCCGAAGAGCAGAUGCUUCUUACGGAAGCAAAGGGAGGCGAAAAGCGCGGAGAGCAAGGCCCCCAUAAGAUUCAAGGUAUGGGUGCCGGUAUUAUUCCAGGCACCAUCGACUUGGAUUAUAUUGAUGAGAUCGUUGCUGUCCAUUCGGAUGCAGCAAUGGAGACUUGCACCGAACUUUGGUUGGAAGGUAUUCCUGUAGGAAUCUCAUCAGGUGCUAUUGUCAACGCUGCUGUGGAAGUGUGUAAGCGACCAGAAAACGCUGGAAAGCUUGGAGUCUGCAUCAUCCCAUCUUUUGGAGAGCGCUACUUUACGCACCCAAUGUUUGAACCAAUGAAAGCCAAGGCCGAAGGCUUGCAGAAACAACCUUUACCUGAACCUUUUGACAAUACCGAGUUUGGAUUCGCCACCGCAAGGGGUUAA